Molecule: messenger RNA, 990 nt
Organism: Talaromyces amestolkiae
Lineage: Eukaryota; Fungi; Ascomycota; Eurotiomycetes; Eurotiales; Trichocomaceae
Exons: 6
Coding region: 1-990 (329 amino acids)
Biological process (GO): transport
Molecular function (GO): transmembrane transporter activity
Source: RefSeq, a predicted model, not a curated record
AUGUCGACGUCGAGUCCAUGGGCUUUUGACACGAAGAAGCGGAAUCGUAUGUUGAAAAAAUAUCGAACUCAAGUGGCCUCUGCUACCUCGACGAUUUGUGCAACAUUGGCUGUGACCCCUCUAGAAAACCUCAAGACUCGGAUGCAAACUCAUAAUUUUCGCAAUCUCAAAGAGUGUGCGAGAUACAUAUGGCGUACGGAAGGAUUUCGCGGUUAUACUGCUGGUUUUCUCCCCCCGCUCAUGAGCGUUACCUUUGUGCGGGUCGUCAGCUUCAGUACCUACCAAACCGUGAAAUAUCGCAUUUCCGACGAAUACGAGCGUGUCACCGGCGUUUCGCCUUUGCAAUACUAUAAUCAAAAAGGUAGCAUUCCUAGUCUGGCGACAAUUACUACAUUCACUGUGGCUGGGAUGUGCGCAGGUCUCGCUGCAUCUCCAUUUGCAUGCCCCUUUGAAUUAGCAAAAAAUGUCGUUCAGACAUCGGUCCUGAUGUCUUACCGAUCUCAAGCCUCGCCGGACGCUGUUCGGGAUCCUCGUGUACGCUCAUUACCGCGCUUGGGCACCAUCCAGGCUUUUAGAAAGAUCAUCAGCCGUCAUGGUUUCCGCGGCCUUUACACCGGGUACCAUCUUCAUGCCAUUCGCGACACCAUUGGAACUGGACUGUACUUUGGAAUAUACGAGACUGUUAAGCAAGUCAUUGCCAAGGAGAUGGGCAAACCAGCGCAAACUCCGUUCGGUCCUCCGAUGGUUGCAGGCGCGCUGUGCGGAACUAUACCUUGGCUCGUGACUUAUUCACUCGACACACGAAAGACGCGCGCCCAGAGUAUUCUACUGGGUAGAACAAAAGAAAUCGGCGAAGCCUCGAUGGCCGUGUCGAGAUCUAGCAUGUACAAGGGUCUGUCCGUCUCUUUGAUGCGAACCAGUUUCCAGAACAUGAUUCUUUUCAGUCUCUUCGAAUAUACCAAGGCCCAAAUAAACAACCUUGAGACAUGA